Messenger RNA from Orcinus orca (killer whale), 15746 nucleotides. RefSeq names its product ER membrane protein complex subunit 2 (gene EMC2). Gene Ontology annotation, cellular component: EMC complex. Gene Ontology annotation, molecular function: protein binding. The record is from RefSeq and is a predicted model, not a curated record. Gene Ontology annotation, biological process: protein folding in endoplasmic reticulum. The coding region runs from base 5785 to 7215 and encodes 476 amino acids. NCBI's taxonomy places the organism in Eukaryota, Metazoa, Chordata, Mammalia, Artiodactyla, Delphinidae. The transcript is spliced from 2 exons.
UUCAGGUUGAAGAACUCCUUUCAGCAUUUCUUAUAAGGCACGUCUAGUGGUGAUUAACUCCCUCAGCUGUUGUUUGUUAGGAAAGUGUUUAUCUCACCUUCAUUUCUGAUGGACAACUUUGCCAGAUGAGGAAACUGGAAGCUGAGACUUUGAGGAAAUCUCCUAAGUUUACAAAUGAAUAUUACUUAGAGCUCACAUUCAAACUCAGGUGGGUCUGACAUCAACAUUGCAACAUGGCUUUUGCCCACAAAGGUCUUCUGCCUCUAGAUCAAGAUAUGUGGGGAUGGGCUUGUGUCUUUUAUGAUUCAGAAUAUAAAAACAUAUAUUAAUUUUUUAAUUUAUCAAAUAUUUAUUGAGUGCUGCAAUAUGACUGGCACUUUUCUAGGAGUUAAUUGUGCUAAUUGUGAAUAUUGACAUUUAUUAAGUUGUAUAACUUAUUUGCAUCUUCUAAAAGUCUGAUUUAUUUUUAACUCUUCUGUUGUUUGACAUUAGGGAUCUCAAGGGAUCCCAGUGAGUUGGUGAAAAAAUGUUGGACUUGAUCCCAAGAGAACUGUGAAUUCGUGUUUGUUUUUGUACUUGGUACUCUGGUGGUCAAGAGUCAAUUUCUAUGUCCUGGCUCUGUUUUUUUCAUUUGCAUAAUGAGAGGAAUGAAAUGUCUGAUCUCUGAGGUUCUUCUGAGUACUGAUAUUCUAAACAUCCUCAAAUAUUGUAGGUCAUUCACAAUGAUCCAUGUGAUGUCUGAAAGAAAUGCCUUUGGAUUUGUGUUUGGGAAGUAUAAGUGAGGUACAGUGAAUGAAACCUUUAAAGCACUAUGCCAAUUGUAUUAGUUUUCUAUUGCUGUAUAAUGAAGUACAACAGAUUUUGUGGCUUAGAAUAAUACGUAUUUGUUAUCUCACAGUUUCCAUGGGUUAGGAGUCUCAGCAUGGUUUAGCUGGGUCUUCUGCUCAGGGUCUCACAAGGCUGCAGUCAAGGCUAAUUCAUUUCUGGGGCUUGGUCUUUUUCUAAGCUCUGGUUGUUGGCAGAAUUCCUUUUCUUAUGGUUGUAGAAUGGAGGUCCCCAUUUUCUUUUUGGCUGUCAGCCAGGGGCAGCUCUCAGCUUCUAGAGGUUGCUGGCAGUUUCUUGCUCUGUGGCUCCCUCAUAAGCCCUUUCAAAACCUGGAAGCUUACUUCUUCAAGCCAAUGGGAAGGAGUUUGUCCCUCCUGUCUGCUAAGACUAAGUCUUAUAUAACCAUACUAUGUUGAAUAGUGUCCCCUCAAAUUCAUGUCUACCUGAAACCUUACAAAGUGACCAUAUUUAGAAAUGGGUCUUUGCAGAUAUAAUUAGUCAAGUUAACAUGAGGUCAUACUGGAGUAGAGUAGGUCCUAAGCUAAUAACUUGUCCUUGCAAGAAAAUAGAGGCAUACAGACAAACAGAGGGAAGACAGUCAUAUGGCAGCAGAGCCAAAGAUUGGGGUUUGGCUGCUAUAAGCCAAGGAACCCUAAGGAUUUCUGGUAACCACUGAAGCUAGAAGAGGCAAGAAAAGAGUCCUCCCCUAGAGCCUUCAGCCUACAGACACCUUGAUUGCAGACUUUUAGCCUCCAAAACUGUGAGAAAAUACAUUUCUGCUAUUUGCUGAGCCACCAAAUUUGUGGGACUUUAUUAUGGCAGCCCUAGAAAACUAAUACAAUAACAUUAUAUAAUCACAAGAAUAACAAUAUCACAUUACCAUUUCUAUAUAACAUAACCAAAUCAAGGAAUUGACUGACAUUCUAUCAUCUUUGCUGUUUCUGUUGGUUGGAAGCGAGUCACAAAUUCCUCCUACACUGAAGGGGAAAGGAUUAUACAAGGUAACUCACUGGGAUCACCUUAGGAUGUACCUGCCACAUCAAUGCAAGUUUAUCUUAUUUUGUGAGAAUGGAUCCUUCUAUUAUGUAGGAGUUGAAUUAAGCAGCCCUAUCUAACUUUCUUUACCAUUUCUAAUUAUUUUAAAAUUAUCUGAAAAGAUAUUUUAAUAAAAAGAUUCAUUGUGACUAAUAUUUUUUUAAUGAUGGCUCUUUAAAGUCUGCCACUCAAUAUUUUCUAUGCUCUUGUUUUUUUUAAAUGGAUUUGUUGAUACUUUGGCUACAAGUUGUUCUGAAGAUGAAAGUUAGUCAAUCCUUUGAAAGUAUAAAAAAGAGAAACAGAGACAUUUAUUAGCUAAACACUGCCCUCUUAAAAACAUCAUUAAUGGGGAGGACCUUCAAGAUGGCAGAGGAGUAAGACGUGGAGAUCACCUUCCUCCCCCAAAAUACCUCAAAAAUACAUCUACAUGUGGAACAACUCCUACAGAACACCUACUGAAUGCUGGCAGAAGACCUCACUCUUCCCAAAAGACAAGAAACUCCCCAUGUACCUGGGUAGGGCAAAAGAAAAAAGAAAAACAGUGACAAAAGAAUAGGGAUGGGAUCUGCACCUCUGGGAGGGAGCUGUGAAGGAGGAAAAGUUUCCACACACUCGGAUACCCCUUCACUGGUGGAGACAGGGGGUGCACAGGGGGGAAGCUUCAGAGCCACGGAGGAGAGUGCAGCAGCAGGGGUGCAGAGGGCAAAGCGGAGAGAUUCCUGCACAGACGAUCUGUUCCGACCAGCACUCACCAGCCUGAGAGGCUUGUCUGCUCAACCACUGGGGUGGGGUGGGGCUGGGAGCUGAGGCUCGGGCUUUGGAGUUCAGAUCCCAGGGAGAGGACUGGGGUUGGCUGUGUGAACGCAGCCUGAAGUGGGCUAGUGCACCACAGCUAGCCUGGAGGGAGUCCGGGAAAAAGGUUGGACCUGCCUAAGAGGCAAGAGACCAUUGUUUCGGGGUGCAUGAGGAGAGGGGAUUCAGAGCAUCGCCUAAACAAGCUCCAGAGAUGGGUCAAGCCGUGGCUAUCAGCGCGGACACCAGAGGCAGGCAUGAAACGCUAAGGCUGCUGCUGCGGCCACCAAGAAACCUGUGUGCAAGCACAGGUCACUAUCCACACCUCCCCUCCAGGGAGCCUGUGCAGCCUGCCACUGCCAGGGCCCCAUGAUCCAAGGACAACAUCCCCGGGAGAACACACGGCAUGCCUCAGGCUGUUACAAUGUCACACCAGCCUCCGCCUGCUGCAGGCUCCUUCCCCAUGGCGUGAGUGAGCCAGAGCCCCCUAAUCCGCUGCUACUUUAACCCCAUCCUGUAUGGGUGUGGAACAGACGUCCUCAGGUGACCUACAUGCAGAGGCGGGGCCAAAUCCAAAGCUGAACCCCAGGAGCUGUGUGAACAAAGAAGAGAAAGGGAAAUUUCUCCCAGCAGCCUCAGGAGCAGCAGAUUAAAUCUCCACAAUCAACUUGAUGUACCCUGCAUCUCUGGAAUACCUGAAGAGAAAACAGAUUAUCCCAAAAUUGAGGCAGUGGACUUUGGGAGAAACUGUAGACUUGGGGUUUGCUUUCUGUAUCUAAUUUGUUUCUGGUUUUAUGUUUAUCUUAGUUUAGAAUUUAGAGCUUCUUGUCAUUGAUUUGGUUGCUCUCUUUCCUUUUUUUAAAUAUGUAUAUAUAUUUUUUCCUUUUUCUCUUUUUGUGUGUAUGUGUACGCUUCUUUGUGUGAUUUUUGUCUGUAGAGCUUUGCUUUAGCCAUCUAUCCUAGGGUUCUGUCUGUCUUUUGUUUGUUUGUUUUUAGUAUAGGUUUUAGUGCAUUUUACCAUUGGUGGAUUUGUUUAUUGCUUUGGUUUCUCUCUUUUAUUCAUUUUUUAAUAAUUUUAAAAUUUAUUUUAAUAACUUUAUUGUAAUUUAAUUUUCUUUCUUUCUUUCUUUCUUUUUUCCCCUCCCUUUUCUUCUGAGCCAUGUGGCUGACAGCGUCUUGGUACUCCAGCUGGGUGUCAGGCCUGAGCCUGUUAGGUACAAGAGCUGAGUUCACAACAUUGGUCCACCAGAGACCUCCCAGCCCCACAUAAUGUCAAACGGUGAAAGAUCUCACAGAAAUCUCCAUCUCAACACUAAGACCCAGCUCCACUCAAUGACCAGCAAGCUACAGUGCUGGACACCCCAUACCAAACAACUAGCAAGACAGGAACACAACCACACCCAUUAGCAGAGAGGCUGCCUAAAAUCAUAAUAACUUGACAGACACCCCAAAACACACCACCAGACAUGGUCCUGCACACCAGAAAGACAAGAUAGAGCCUCAUCCACCAGAACACAGGCACCAGUCCCCUCCACCAGGAAGCCUACACAACCCACUAAACCAAACUUAGUCACUGGGGGCAGACACCAAAAACAAUGGGAACUAUGAACGUGCAGCCUGCAAAAAGGAGACCCCAAGUGCAGUAAGUUAAGCAAAAAGAGAAGACAGAGAAAUAUGCAGUAGAUGAAAGAGCAAGGUAAAAACCCACCAGACCAAACAAAUGAAGAGGAAAUAAGCAGUCUACCUGAAAAGGAAUUCACAGUAAUAAUUUAAAGUAUCAUUCACAAUAAUGAUAGUAAAGAUGCUCCAGAAUCUUGGGAAUAGAAUGGAGAAAAUACAAGAAACGUUUAACAAGGAUCUAGAAGAACUAAAGCACACACAAAAAUGAUGAACAGUAAAUGAAAUUUAAAAUUCUCUAGAAGGAGUCAGUAGCAGAAUAACUGAGGCAGAAGAACGGAUAAGUGACCUGGAAGAUAAAAUAGGGGAAAUAACUACCACAGAGCAGAAUAAAGAAAGAAGAAUGAAAAGAAUUGAGGACAGUCUUAGACACCUCUGGGACAACAUUAAAUGCACCAACAUUUGAAAUAUAGAGUUCCCAGAAGAAGAAGAGAAAAAGAAAGGGACUGAGAAAAUAUUUGAAUAGAUUACAGUUGAACUUCCCUAAUAUGGGAAAGGAAGUAGUCAAUCAACUUCAGGAAGUGCAGAGAGUCCCAUACAAUAUAAAUCCAAGGAGAAACAUGCCAAGACACAUACUAAUCAAACUAUCAAAAAUUAAAUACAAAGAAAAAAUAUUAAAAGCAGCAAGGGAAAAGCAACAAAUAACAUACAAGGGAAUCCCUAUAAGGUUAACAGCUGAUUUCUCAGCAAAAACUCGGCAAGCCAGAAGGGUGUGGCAGUACAUAUUUAGAGUGAUGAAAGGGAAAAACCUACAACCAAGAUUACCCAGCAAGGAUCUCAUUCAGAUUUGAUGGAGAAAUUAAAACCUUUACAGACAAGGAAAAGCUAAGAGAAUUCAGCACUACUAAACCAGCUUUACAACAAAAGGAACUUCUCUAGGCAGGAAACACAAGACAAGGAAAAGACCUACAGAAACAAACCCAAAACAAUUAAGAAAAUGGUAAUAGGAACAUACAUAUUGGUAAUUACCUUAAAUGUAAAUGAAUUAAAUGAUCCAACCAAAAGACAUAGACUGGCUGAAUGGAUACAAAAACAAGACCCCUAUAUAUGCUGUCUACAAGAGACCCACUUCAGACCUAGGGACACAUACAGACUGAAAGUGAGGGGAUGGAAAAAGAUAUUCCAUGCAAAUGGAAAUCAAAAGAAAGGUGAAGGAGCAAUUCUCAUGUCAGACAAAAUAGACUUUAAAAUAAAGAAUAUUAAAGGAGAUAAAGAAGGACACUAUAUAAUGAUCAAGGGAUCAAUCCAAGAAGAAGAUUUAACAAUUGUAAAUAUUUAUGCACCCAACAUAGAAGCACCUCAAUACAUAAGGCAAAUGCUAACAGCCAUAAAAGGGGAAAUUGACAGUAACACAAUAAGAGUGGGGAACCUUAACACCCCACUUUCACCAAUGGACAGAUCAUCCAAAAUGAAAAUAAGUAAGGAAACACAAGUUUUUAAUGAUACUUUAACAAGAUGGACUUAAUUGAUAUUUAUAGGACAUUCCAUGCAAAAACAACAGAAUACACUUUCUUUUCAAGUGUUCAUGGAACAUUCUCCAGGAUAGAUCAUAUCUUGGGUCACAAAUCAAGCCUUGGUAAAUUUAAGAAAAUUGAAAUCAUAUCAAGUAUCUUUUCUGACCAUAACGCUGUGAGACUAGGUAUCAAUUACAGGAAAAAGUCUGUAAAAAAUACAAACACAUGGAAGCUAAACAAUACACUACUAAAUAGCCAAGAGAUCACUGAAGAAAUCAAAGAGGAAAUCAAAAAAUACCUAGAAACAAAUGACAAUGAAAACAUGAUGACCCAAAACCUAUGGGGUGCCACAAAAGCAGUUCUAAAAGGAAAGUUUAUAGCAAUACAAUCCUACCUCAAGAAACAAGAAACAUCUCAAAUAAACAUCCUAACCUUACACCUAAAGCAAUUAGAGAAAGAACAACAAAAAGACCCCAAAGUUAGCAGAAGGAAAGAUAUCAUAAAGAUCAGUUCAGAAGUAAAUGAAAAAGAAAUGAAGGAAAGAAUAGCAAAGAUCAAUAAAACUAAAAGCUCGUUCUUUGAGAAGAUAAACAAUAUUGAUAAACCAUUAGCCAGAAUCAUCAGGAAAAAAUGUGAGAAGACUCAAAUCAACAGAAUUAGAAAAGAAAAAGAUGAAACAACUGACACUGCAGAAAUUCAAAGGAUCAUGAGAGAGUACUACAAGCAACUAUAUGCCAAUAAAACGGACAACCUGGGAGAAAUGGACAAAUUCUUAGAAAAGUACAACCUUCCAAGAAUGAACCAGGAAGAAAUAGAAAAUAUGAACAGACGAAUCUCAAGUACUGAAAUUGAAGCUGUGAUUAAAAAUCUUCCAACAAUCAAAAGCCCAGGGCCAGAUGGCUUCACAGUCGAAUUCUGUCAAACAUUUAGAGAAGAGCUAACACCUAGCCUUCUCAAACUCUUCCAAAAUAUAGCAGAGGGAAGAACUCUCCUGAACGAGGCCACCAUCACCCCGAUACCAAAAGCAGAAAAAGAUGUCACAAAAAAAGAAAACUACAGGCCAAUAUCACUGAUGAACAUAGAUGCAAAUAUCCUCAAAAAAAUACUAGCAAACAGAAUCCAACAGCUCAUUACAAGGAUCAUACACCGUGAUCAAGUGGGAUUCAUCCCAGGAAUGCAAGGAUUCUUCAAUAUAUGCAAAUCAAUCAAUGUGAUAAACCAUAUUAACAAAUUGAAGGAGAAAAAACAUAUGAUCAUCUCAAUAGAUGCAGAAAAAGCUUUUGACAAAAUUCAACACGCAUUUAUGAUAAACACCCUCCAGAAAGUAGGCAUAAAGGGAACUUACCUCAAUAUAAUAAAGGCCAUAUAUGACAAACCCAAGGCCAGCAUCGUCCUCAGUGGUGAAAAGCUGAAACCAUUUCCAGUAAGAUAAGGUUGCCCACUCUCACCACUAUUAUUCAACAUAGUUUUGGAAGUUUUAGCCACAGCAGUCAGAGAAGAAAUAGAAAUAAAAGGAAUCCAAAUUGGAAAAGAUGUAAAACUGUCACUGUUUGCAGAUGACUUGUUAUUAUAUAUAGAAAAUCCUAAAGAUGCCACCAGAAAACUACUAGAGCUAAUAAAUGAAUUUGGUAAAGUAGGAGGAUACAAAAUUAAUGCACAGAAAUCUCUUGCAUUCCUAUACGUUAAUGAAUAAAAAUCUGAAAGGGAAAUAAAGGAAACACUCCCAUAUACCAUUUCAACAAAAAGAAUAAAAUACCUAGGUAUAAACCUACCUAAGGAGGCAAAAUACCCCUGUAUGCAGAAAACUAUAAGACACUGAUGAAAGAAAUCAAAGAAGAUACAAACAGAUGGAGAGAUAUAACAUAUUCAUGGAUUGGAAUAAUCAACAUUGUGAAAAUGACUGUACUACUGAAAGCAAUCUACAGAUUCAAUGCAAUCCCUAUCAAACUACCAAUGACAUUUUUCACAGAAGCAGAACAAAAAAUUUCACAAUUUGUAUGGAAAAACAAAAGACUCCGAAUAGCAAAGCAAUCUUAAGAAAAAAAAACAGAGUUGGAGGAACCAGGCUCCCUGACUUCAGACUAUACUACAAAGUUACAGUAAUCAAGACAGUAUGGUACUGGCACAAAAACAGAAUAUAGAUCAAUGGAACAGGAUAGCAAGCCCAGAGAUAAACCUAUGCACAUAUGGUCACCUUAUCUUUGAUAAAGGAGGCAAGAGUAUACAAUGGAGAAAAGAUAUCCACUUCAGUAAGUGCUGCUGGCAAAACUGGACAGCUAUAUGUAAAAGAAUGAAAUUAGAACACUCCCUAACUCCCUACACAAAAAUAAGCUCAAAAUGGAUUAAAGACAUAAAUGUAAGGUCAGACAAUAUAAAACUUAGAGGAAAAUGUAGGCAGAACACUCUAUGACAUAAAUCACAGCAAGAUCCUUUUUGGCCCACCUCCUAGAGAAAUGGAUUUAAAAACACAAAUAAAUAAAUGGAACCUAAUGAAGCUUCAAAGCUUUUGCACAGAAAAGGAAAUCAUAAACAAGAUGAAAAGACAACCCUCAGAAUGGGAAAAAAUAUUUGCAAAUGAAGUACCUGACAAAGGAUUAAUCUCCAGAAUAUACAAGCAGUUCAUGCAGCUCGAUAUCAGAACAACAAACAACUCAAUCCAAAAAUGGCAGAAGACCUAAAUAGAAAUUUCUCCGAAGAAUAUAUACAGACUGCGAACAAACACAUGAAAGGAUGCUCACCAUCACUAAUUAUUAGAGAAAUGCAGAUCAAAACUACAAUGAGGUAUCCCCUCACACCGGUCAGAAUGGCCAUCAUCAAAAAAUCUACAAACAAUAAAUGCUGAAGAGGAUGUGGAAAAAAGGGACCCCUCUUGCACUGUUGGUGGGAAUGUAAAUUGAUACAGCCACUAUGGAGAACAGUAUGGAGUUUCCUUAAAAAACUAAAUACCGAACUACCAUACGACCCAGCAAUCCCACUACUGGGCACAUACCCUGAGAAAAUCAUAAUUCAAAAAGAGUCAUGUACCACAACGUUCAUUGCAGCACUAUUUACAUAGCCAGGACAUGGAAGCAACUAAAUGUCCAUUGACAGAUGAAUGGAUAAAGAAGGUGUGGCACAUAUAUACAAUGGAAUAUUACUCAGCCAGAAAAAGAAACGAAAUUGAGUUACUUUUAGUGAGGUGGAUGGACCUAGAGACUUUCAUAGAGUGAAGUAAGUCAAAAAGAGAUAAACAAAUACCGUAUGCUAACACAUAUAUAAGGAAUCUAAAAAACAACAACAACAAAAAAAUGGUUCUGAAGAAUCUAGGGGCAGGACAGGAGUAAAGAAGCAGACGUAGAGAAUGGGCUUGAGGAAAUGGGAGGGGGAAUGGUAAGCUGGGACGAAGUGAGAGAGUGGCAUGGACAUAUACACACUACCAAAUGUAAAAUAGAUAGCUAGUGGGAAGCCACCACAUAGCACAGGGAGAUCAGCUCUGUGCUUUGUGACGACCUAGAGGGUUGGAGUAGGGAGUGUGGGAGGGAGAAGAAAGAGGGAGGAGAUAUGGAGACAUAUGUAUAUGUAUAGCUAAUUCACUUUGUGAUACAGCAGAAACUAACACACCUUUUAAAUCAAUUAUACUCCAAUAAAGAUGUUAAAAAAAAGUCCCUUUGUGACUCCUAAGAGAUAGCGAAAUGAGUAAACAAAACAAAAAUCAUUAGUGCUCUUAGAGAUAUUGUUCAGUUGAUUAAUAUACCAUUGCAACUCUAUCAUAUACUCAGAGCAUUGUACAAGAUUGUUAAGUAUACCUUAGUACAUCUUCACUAUUUCAAAUGAUAAAAUGACAUGGACAAAGGCAAGCUGAGACUUGUCAGCCAGCAAAGUCUUUGCCCUUAGAUUCCUCUAUGUAGUAUAUACUUACACAAAACAUUAGUAGAUUCCGUCAUAUUUAUUAGAUUUUACAGAACAGCAGUUCAGGGUUAGCAGGAACCAACAAAGUAAAGCAAUGACUCUAUUAGCUAUAGGUACUCUGUGGUUUUCACGUUGGUUUUUGAAUCCAAACUUCCACAAAUACUACGAAUGCAGUCAGAUUUGUGAACUAAUAUUCCAGACACAUCUCUCAUAUUUUCCUAUGGAUUUCUUUGUGGACUAUCGGACAGACAUGUGUUUUUCUUUGGGUACUGCCAUAGAACUCCCUUAUGGGAUAGAUUUCAACCCUUAGUCAGCCUUGGGGAAAAAAAUAUUUCCUUAUAUAUGAACUUACUACAUAUGAUGUUGCAUAACUAUUUUGGGUGCACAGCCCUGUACAUUUGGAAUACUUUCUAGGGUUUGAACUUUCCUUUCAGAGAAAGUUUGUUUGAAAACAUACCAGUUUUUUUAAAGAUAGAGGCUUACAUUCUUUCAUACACAGUGCUGUCAAAAUCAGGCUCCUAAUCUAUUCUUGAUUCUAUAAAGAUCACAGUUAAAAUUCUCUCUCCUUGCCAAAUUCCUAUCUUUAAUGCUGCAUGAAUAAUCCUUUAAGGUAUCUAUAUUUAAUACAGCCAGAAGUAUUAAAUGUGAUAACUCCAGAAAGAUUAUUUGUGUAAUAUCGAGCAUGGAAAGAUUAAGUACAUUUUAGGUCUGUAAUCUUAGAAUUGCCAUGUAAUGUAAUGAAGUAAAAUUGCUUCAUGUAAAGAAGUUCAUAUGUUUGAGUUUCUGGCUCUGGAUUUUAGCAAAAUGAAGGGUUCUAUAGGUCCUUGCUGAAACUUAGAUAAAGGCAUUAUUUCUCCUCUGAGUUUUCUGGAUUUGUUCUCUCUGUGAGAGAUGUUAGAAUCCUAUAGAUAAAAUCAGAAGCUCUGGAGUCAGUUGACCUGAGUUCAAAUUUGAGCUCUGGCACUUUUUAGCCAUAAAGUUGGAUAGUAUGAUACAUCACAGAGAAUUUGUGGAUAUUAAAUAAUGAAUGUAAAUUGCAUAGCAUGAAGCUUAGCAUGUAGGUAAUGCUUAAUAUGUUAGCUAAAAUGAAUCAACAAAAAUAAAAUUUCAACUCAACACUCACUUCCAAGUGUCUCUGAAGCAAACUUAGGCUGUGGAGAAAUUUGCAAAUGAUCUGGGGAUUUUCUUUGGAUGAGAAUAUUUUGGCACCACCCAUCCUGGUAGGAAGGAACAAACAUUCACUGGCCACCUAUUGCACAUCAGAUAAUAUGUUAGAAUAUUUGCAUAGAUGAACUCAUCAAAUUCUUACCCACCCCCAGAAAACAACAACAAAAAAACCUAUGAGAGAUUCUCAUUUCAAAAUAAGGAACUAAAAAAUAAAAAUAAAUAAGGAACUAAGCUCAAAUUAUAAUAAGUUGCAGAGCUGUGAUUUAAAUCCACAUCUGUUCGACUUUCUAAUCCAAGCUCUUACUGCUUCACCAUGCUGCCUCUCAAAAAAGCAAAGCUCCCUGAAAUUCAGCCAUGUUAUAUGACUUCUGUGUGCCAUGAAGAGAGAAAAAUAAAAAUGGAAAGUGAUGAAAAUUUUUACCAUACAGAAAACUUGACAUUUCCUGUGAAAAGGCAUACAUGAAUUCAAAUGGUGGACAAGCCUAGAAAUUUUGGGGGAGGCUUUGAAACAUAAUUAGGCAUACACAAUCAGACAUAUUCUCAGACUUGCUUCUGUAGAUCUUUCUUUUUUAUUUCCACCUACACAUACAUGCAUUCACACUUGCCUGGAUUAGUUUGUGUCUAUUGACAAUCUUGGACUCAGAUGCUAUGAGGGUGGUUGGGAAUGGUAGGUGGGAAAUAACUACAUUUGCAUUUUGAAAAUAUCACACUGGCUGCAGUAUGGAGAACAGGUUAGAGAAAAGCUAGAUGAAUCUAGGGAGAUCAGUUAGGAGGCUACUGCAGUAAUCCAGGUGAAAGAUGGUGAUUCUUACAGUAGAUUAGUAAUAAUCUAGAGGGUGAAUAGUCAAUGGCUUUGAGUUAGAAUUUAAAUCAAUGGGACUUUGUGAUGGACUGGAUGUGAGUGGUUAAGUGAGAAAGGUUCAAGUAGAGCUCUUAGUUCUGUAAGGGUCACUAAAAUAGGGAAACAGAAGUAGAAUCAUAUUUUAGGGGAAAGAUCAAAACCUUGCUUUUUGUAUAUGCUGGACUUGAAUAUGCUGAGUUUGAGACUUCCAAAUGGAAAUGUAGGAUAAGAAGUUGAAAAUAAAGAAAUAAAUCUCAGAGAAUAGUCCUGGAUGAGAGAUAUAAAUAUGGGGGAGGGGAUGAUCAUAGUAUAUAUGAUGAUUAAAGCAGUGGAUGUGAUUUUUCUCAGAAAAAUACAGAGGGUGAGACUGAAAAGUUGUCUACUACCCAGACUUUUGGAAGUCCCCCAUCUGUUGGGUGGGUGGAUGAAGAUGAUCCUGCAAAAGGAUAUACAGGAAUGACCAGAGCUCAAAGAGUAAAACAGAAGUGGCUGUUGUAAGAAAGGAUUUCAAAAGGAGAGACUAACACAUAUGAUCAUAGAUGAGGACUGAAACAUAUUCAUAGAUUUUGUAACAUGGAAUGAAUUAGUGACCUUAAGAUCUCUUUUAGGAACCGAAUUGCAGAGGUUGAAGAGUGAACAGAGGUGUGAAAUUGUUAUAGUAUAGAGGAAAAAUAAAGCCUGAGUUUGGUUAGGUUUUUAGAAGCUGUGAAAAUCAGUUAGGCUUUCUCUUUUCUUUUUUCUGCCUAUUUAAGAAAAGCAAAAUGUUGCCAUUUUUAUGGUAAUUUUUUUCUUAUACCCCAACCAAAAAGAAAAAAAAAAACAAAAGAAGAUAAAAGAAAAGAAAGAGAACCAAAUUAAAGCCAAAGGGAAAUCUUCAUAAGUAUGUUAGAGGUAGUCUAAUUCUUCCACCUAGAGAUGGGGAGCUGGAAUGUGGAACAUAGAGACUAUUCCAGGCCAAUACAGAGGAAUCUUCUUAUUUGGGGAAGGAUAGGGAAGGGGCAGGAGUGUAGCUAUGAUGGGGGUGGGUACUCUAGUUGGGUAAAGCAGAAAUCCAGUUAAGCUAAAUUAUCCCAGAAAUAUCCUCAUUGAUGAGCUUGAGUUCUUGAUGUUCCCAAGUCAAUAUUAUUUUGUUUCUCUUUGUAUUUCUGAUGAGAUUUCACUUUUCUUUGGGGGCAAUAGAGACCAAUGUCUAGUUUUAAGAAUGUAGAGGAAGUGAAGUUAAGGGGAGGAAGAUCCCUGACAGCAUAAAACUUCUCUGUCAUAUCAAAGUAGGAGUAAGUGAUUUUAAGUUAAAGGCAUGUGUAAUUCCACUUGAUUAGUUUUUCAGCACCAACUUGGUAGAAAGCAUUCUAUCGGUGUUUAGGGUACUCUUCAAAAUCUAUCUGCCUAUAAGUGCUUGGUUUUUUUCUUAAGUAUUUUAUUUUUUUAUUGAAGUAUAGUUGAUUUAUACUAUUGUAUUAGUUUCAGGUAUAGAGCAUAGUAAUUCAGUUUUUUUUGCAGAUUAUAUUCCAUUAUAGGUUGUUAAAAGAUAUUGGAUAUAAUUCCCUGUACUCUACAGUAAAUCCUUGUUGCUUGCCUAUUUUAUGUAUAGUAGCUUAUAUCUGUUAACCCCAUAUUUCUAAUUUAUCCCUCCCUCCUUCCCUUUACCCUUUGGUAACCCAAAUUUGUUUUCUGUAUCUGUGAGUCUGUUUCUAUUUUGUAUAUAGAUUCAUUUGUAUUAUUUUUUAGAUUCUUCAUGUAAGUGAUAUUAUGUAGUAUUUGUCUUUGUCUGACUUAUUUCACUAAGCAUUAUACUAUCUAGGUCCAUCCAUGUUGCUACAAAUGACAAUAUUUCAUUAUAUGUAUAUAUAUCUCUCUAUCUCACAUGUUCUUAAGCCAAUCAUCUCUUGAUGGGCACUUGGGUUGCUUCCAUGUCUUGGCUAUUGUAAAUGGUGCUGCUAUGAACAUUAGGGUGCAUAUAUCUUUUCAAAUUAGAGUUUUUGUUUUUUCCAAGUAGAUACCCAGGAGUGGGAUUGCUGGAUCAUAUGGUAGUUCUAGUUUUAGUUUUCUGAGGAACGUCCAUACUCUUUUCCACAGUGGCUGCACCAAUUUACAUUCCCACCAACAGUAUAGGAAGGUUCCCUUUUUCCACGUCCUCUUCAGCAUUUAUUAUUUGUAGACGUUUUGGUGAUAGCCAUUUUGACUGGUUUGAGGUGAUACCUCAUUGUAGUUUUGAUUUACAUUUCUCUAAUAAUUAGCAAUGUUGAGCAUCUUCUCAUGUGCCUGUUAGCCGUCUGUAUGUCCUCUUUGGAGAAAUGUCUAUUUAGGUCUUCUGCCCAUGUUUUGAUUGAGUUGUUUGUCUUUUUGAUAGUGAGUUGUGUGAGCUAUUUAUAUAUUUUGAAUAUUAGCCCCUUUUUUCACAUUGUUUGCAAAUAUUUUCUCCCUUUCUGUAGGUUGUCUUUUCAUUUUGUUGCUGGUUUCCUUUGCUGUGCAGAAGGUUUUAAGUUUGAAUAGGCCCCGUUUGUUUAUUAUUGCUUUUAUUUAUUUUGCCUUGGAAGACUGAUCUAAAAAUAUUGCUAUGAUUUAUGUCAAAGGAUGUUUCACUUAUGUUCUCUUCUAGGAGUUUUAUGGUGUCAAGUCUUACAUUUAGGUCUUUAAAGUAUUUUGAGUUAUUUUUUGUAUGUGGUGUGAAGGAAUGGUCUGAUGUCAUUGUUUUGUAUGUAUCUGUCCACCUUUCCCAACACCACUUGUUGAAGAGACUGUCUUUUCUCCAUUGUAUAUUCUUACCUCCUUUGUCAUAGAUUAAUUGACCAUAGGUGUAUGGAUUUGUUUCUGGCUUUGUUCCAUUGAUCUAUGUGUCUAUUUUUGUACCAAUACCAUGCUGUUUUGAUUACUGUAGAUUUGUAGUAUAGUCUGAAGUUUGAAAGGGUUUUACCUCCAACUUUGUUCUUUUUUUCUCAGAAUUGCCGUGGCAAUUCUGGGUCAUUUGUGGUUCCAUGUACAUUUUAGGAUUAUUUGUUCUAGUUCUGUGAAAAAUGUCAUGGGUAUUUUGAUAGGUGCAUUAAAUCUGAAGAUUGCUUUGAGUAGUAUGGCCAUUUUAACAAUAUUAAUUCUUCCAAUCCAAGAGCAUGGGAUAUCUGUCCACUUCUUUGUGUAAUCUUCAGUUUCCUUCAUCCAUGUUUUAUAAUUUUCAUAGUAUAGGUAUUUUACCUCCUUGGUUAAGUUUAUUCCUAGGUAUUUUAUUCUUUUUGAUGCGAUUUUAAAUGGGAUUGUUUUUUUACUUUCUCUUUCUGAUAUUUCACUAUUAGUGUAUAGAGAUAUAGCAGACUUCUGUAUAUUAAUCUUGUAUCCUGCUACCUUGCUGAAAUCAUUGAUCAGUUCUAAUAGUUUUGUGUGGAGACGUUAGAGUUCUCUAUACAAAGUAUUAAGUCAUCUAAAAAUAGUGAGUUUUACAGGGAGGGGAUAUGGGGAUAUAUGUAUACAUAUAGCCAAUUCACUUUGUUGUACAGCAGAAACUAACACACCAUUGUAAAGCAAUUAUACUCCAAUAAAGAUGUGAAAAAAAAUAGUAAGUUUUACCUGUUCCCUUCUGAUGUGAAUAUAUUUUAUUUUAUUUUUCUUAUCUGAUUGCUGGGGCUGGGACUUUCAAUACUAUGUUAAGUAAAAGCAGUGAGAGUAGGCAUCCUUGUCUUGUUCCUGAAUUUAGUGGCAAGGCUUUCAGCUUUUCACUGUUGAGUAUUAUGUUGGCUGUGGGUUUAUUGUAAAUGGACUUUAUUAUGUUGAGAUGUGUUCCCUCUAUACCCACUUUGAUAAGCGUUUUGUUUUUUUGCGGUACGCGGGCCUCUCACUGUUGUGGCCUCUCCUGUUGCGGAGCACAGGCUCCGGACUCACAGGUUCAGCGGCCAUGGCUCAUGGGCCCAGCUGCUCCACGGCAUGUGGGAUCUUCCCGGACCGGGGCACGAACCCGCGUCCCCUGCAUCAGCAGGUGGACUCUCAACCACUGCGCCACCAGGGAAGCCCUGAUAAGCGUUUUUAUUAUGAAUGGAUGUUGAAUAUUGUCAAAUGCUUUUCUGUGUCUAUUGAGAUGA